CGAGAGAGAGCCCAGCCCAAGGCUUGCAUUUGUGAAAAUUAAAAAAGAGCAGAGUUCCGUGAAAAUAAGAGAGAGUGAGAGAGCGCGAAGAGGUCGGCGCCAAAAUCGUGCAGAGAAAGUUAAUGAAAUUCUAAGCCUUCUAUUAAAUCUGUCUGCAAAGAUCCCUAAAAAGAGAGUUGCAUAGGUCAAGUUUAUAAAACCCUUGGCACUUUAGUGAUCUCUGCCAGAAAUCCCUAGUGCUACACAGCCAUGGAUGAUGUAAUAACGGACUUUCUACCUCCUUCAAGGCUUUAUUUCGAAGAUCUCAACGCAUUCAGCCCUCCACCUUCUCCACUGCCUAGACCCUUCAUCCUCUGGUCAAAUACCGACCAUAACCCUGACCUUAAUUUUCAUCCCAAAACCCUAAUCGUCGCCAUUUCCAAACCUUCAUGCUUUUUUCUCCACCACGUCACCUGCAAAACCCUAAUUGGAACCGUAGUUUUACCGGAGAUUUCAGUCUCCGGGAAAACCCUAGACCCCUCACACUCCGACAAUUCCUGUAACAUUUUCAAGCUAGAUUCAUCGCCUGAAACCUUCCUGCUUUUGAUCCAGUACACUGUAUGCGCUGACCGAGCUUCAGCCCUGGCAAAGCUCGUGUUUGACGAGAUCAAGCCUGAGAAAACCCUGAUUUUUGGUUCGAUUCAGAGCUGCAAUUACAGAGGCACACUUCCCGUUGAUGAAACCCUAGUUUUCAAGCUCGAAACAUCAAAGCAGAGGGAUUGCAAAGAUGAAGGUGAUGCAUUGGGGUUUGUUAAGGAUCUGAGUUAUUUCCCGUCUGGUAAUUUGAUCGAUGGUGUUGGUGCUGCUCUUUUGGCAAAAUGCCAGAUCAGAGGGAGAAACGGAAUUUUGCUGGUCUCAUGGCCUGAAUAUGGCGGUUCUAUUGUUUCUCUGUUAAAAUCUUUCAUGUUGAAUGUUAGCAAAGAGUUAGACUGUGACAUUGAUGGAGAAACCUUGAAGGAUUCUCAUUCUGAUUCUGAAUUGUACUCUUAAAAAUUCUAUGCUUGAGUUUUAUGAGAAAGAAAGUCUUUUGCAGUUAA
This is a messenger RNA of Amborella trichopoda, 1076 nucleotides long. RefSeq names its product trigger factor. The record is from RefSeq and is a predicted model, not a curated record. NCBI's taxonomy places the organism in Eukaryota, Viridiplantae, Streptophyta, Magnoliopsida, Amborellales, Amborellaceae.